AGUUGAAUGAAUGUUGGAAACGAGUACAAAGACACACAAGAGGGUUUUAGGUAGGGUUUUUGCUCAUGUCAGACAACUCUAAAAACACAGAGCACACACACAAUAAUGAUGAUAAUGAGAUCUUCAAUCACUUCUUCUCCAGUCCCUCCUUUUCUUCUCCGCUCUUUAUUAAACCCCAAAUUUCUCUGCUCACACCCAAAAUUUCUCCAUAAACCUCAAUUUCCCGAGAAUCCCAAUCCGGAGAGAAUCACUUCAGAAUUCGAAUCCGAGUCUGAGUCUGAAUCCGAACCCAUUUCUCAAAACUCAGUUUCAACUCAAACCCAUGUCAUAAACACCCUCCUCACCCACAAGAACAACCCAAGAUCGGCUUUGAAUCACUUCAAACAGGUUGAGAGGAAGCGAGGCUUCGUUAAAAGCGUGGAUGCUUUCUGCGUUUUGCUUCACAUUUUGGUGGGCUUUCCGGAGACUCAUAAACUUGCUAAAAGCUUGCUUGCUGAGUGUGUCUUCGGGGAUUCAGCUCCGGCUCCGGCUGUCUUUGUCGAUCACUUAGCCGAAUGCGCCAACAGGUUUGGUUUCGUGUUGGAUUCGCGGGUUUUUAAUUAUCUGUUGAAUAGUUAUGUUAGAGCUAAUCGAAUUGAAGAUGCUGUGCUUUGUUAUAAUAGAAUGAUUGAGAGUGAUAUAAUUCCUUGGGUACCAUUUAUCAAUAUUCUUUUGGCUGCAUUGGUUAGGAGAAACAUGUUUGGUGAAAUACAUGAAUUGCACAAUAAGAUGGUAUGUAGAGGAAUUAGUGGCGAUUGCUAUACUGUACAUGUGAUGAUGCGUGCGUGCUUGAAGGACGGGAAGCCUGAGAAGGCAGAGGAGUAUUUUAGAGAGGCCAAGGCUAAAGGGAUAGAACUUGAUGCCGAAGUGUAUAGUAUUGUUAUUCAGGCUGUUUGUAAGAAACCCAAUUUGAGUUUGGCUUUUGUGCUAUUGAAGGAGAUGAAAGAAAUGGGAUGGGUUCCUUCGGAGGGUACGUAUACUUGUGUUAUAGGAACUUGUGUGAAGCAUGGGAAUAUGGUAGAGGCAUUGAGGCUUAAGGAUGAGAUGGUUAGUUGUGGGAAGUCAAUGAACUUGGUUGUGGUGAUGAAUUUGAUGAAGGGGUAUUGCGUGCAAGGGAAUUUGGAUAGUGCUUUGGAUUUGUUCAAUAAGAUUGGUGAGGAUGGACUUUCACCGAACAAGGUUACUUACUCAGUUUUGAUUGAAUGGUGCAGUAAGAAUGGGAACAUGGAAAAGGCCUAUGAGCUUUACAUCCAAAUGAAAGAAAAGGGUAUCCAGCCUAGUGUCUUCAAUGUGAAUUCCUUAAUACUUGGGUUCUUGAAAUCUCGGUCACUGGAAAAUGCAUUCAAGCUGUUUGAUGAGGCAGUCGAAUGUGGAAUUGCGAAUGUUUUUACAUAUAAUAAUCUUUUGUCAUGGUUCUCUGAAAAAGGUGAAGUAAAUGAGGCUCAAGGUAUAUGGAAAAAAAUGAUUAGCAAGGGUGUGGAACCUAAUGUAGUGUCUUACAACAACAUGAUACUUGGCCACUGCAGAAAGGGGGAUAUGGAUGUUGCAAAUAGUUUAUUUUUGGAGAUGAUAGAAAAGGGCUUAAAACCUAAUGUGAUAACGUAUUCUGUUUUAAUGGAUGGAUAUUUUAAGAAAGGUGACACUGAAUGUGGCUUUGAUGUGUUUGACCAAAUGGUGGGUGUAAAUAUUGUUCCCACAGACUUCACAUUUAACACUGUUAUCAAUGGUUUGUGCAAAGUUGGCCGCACAUCUGAGGCAAAUGAGAUGUUGAAGAACUUUGUUGAGAGGGGUUUCAUUCCCAUCUGUUUGACUUACAAUAGCAUUAUAGAUGGAUUCGUCAAGGAGGGUGCCAUCAAUUCUGCAUUGUCUGUUUAUAGAGGGAUGUGUGAUAGUGGAAUUUCCCCCAAUGUGGUCACUUACACCAGCUUGAUUAAUGGGUUUUGCAAAAGCAAUAAUAUUGAUCUUGCUCUGAAAAUGCUGAAUGAGAUGAAAAGCAAGGGUCUUGAAUUGGAUGUCAUGGCAUAUUGCGCUCUAAUUGAUGGGUUUUGCAAAAGGCGAGACAUGGAAAGUGCACGUGAACUUUUUUCUGAACUUCGUGAAGUCGGUUUGUCUCCAAAUACAGUUGUGUACAACAGCAUGAUUAGUGGCUUUAGGAAUCUAGAUAACAUGGAAGCAGCCCUUGACUUGCACAAGAAAAUGAUAAAUGAGGGAAUUCUGUGUGAUUUGCAAACGUACACUACAUUGAUUGAUGGAUUGUUAAAAGAUGGGAAAUUACCACUUGCAUCAGAUCUUUACUCAGAGAUGCUUUCCAAGGGUAUUGUGCCAGACAUCAUUACAUAUACUGUUCUAAUAAAUGGCCUAUGUAACAAAGGACAGCUAGAAAAUGCACGCAAGAUUUUGGAAGACAUGGAUGGGAAGAACAUGACUCCUAGUGUUCUAAUUUAUAAUACCUUGAUUGCUGGACACUUCAAGGAUGGGAAUCUGCAAGAAGCUUUUAGACUACAUGAUGAGAUGCUUGACAGAGGUCUUGUACCUGAUGAGAUUACUUAUGAUAUUCUUGUAAAUGGGAAAGCAAAGGCAGUAAAUACUCUUGCUGGAGUCUCGUGAGUGUAAAUAACUGAUUGGAACCUCAACUGGAAUUGUUGGGGCAACUCAGGAAUCUUCAAUUUUAUUUUUCACAGAAAGAAGCCCACUCUUUUGGUCCUGGAAGCUCAACAUGUGCCUUGGGUGCUUCUUCAGCUCCUGCGUUUGGAGGCUCUUCUUCAUCUUAUUCUGGAUCUCUUCUACAUGGGAAACAGUGCUUUCCACCAAAAGUGACUGGUUGCAGGUUUGAAUAUGGGAAUCAGGCUCUCCAAAACAAAGUUGGGGGGAUCUAGACUAUGACUGCAGCAUCUUGGGGGCACUGUUUUGGAUUGUGAGUUUUUGUUGGACAAUAUGGAGGAAGUAGAAUAGCAGCUUACACCGCAACACUCACAGUAAAUAACUUUCUUUGUGCACAACCUGGAAACUUUGUCUAUAUGUCAGCUAUGCCUGUCUACUUGAAGAAAUUCCCAGAAAAGUUAAGAUGGGAGGACUAACAGUUGGGGGGAUAAAGUUGUAUAUAUAAAUGCUUGAAGUUGCCCUUACCAGAAUUAGCUUCACACAUGACAUUCUAACCCAAAAAAAAAAAAAAAAAAAAAAUUGCUAUAAAUUUUUGACAUUAACUAUUAGUUGUGUGGCUUUGAACAGAAAAUGGAAUUGAUUCUUUCAGCCAUGUUUGUGAUUAGUUUGACUUUCGGGUUGCAGUUGCUUGUCCAAUCUGCUUGUGGGAUUUUGUUUGAUGCAUCAACCUACUGCUUCACUCUGGGACUAUAUCUCAUCAGGAAACUACUCUUUGACAACAUCACUAACCACACCAUGUCAUAUAUAUUCGGAGUGUCACCAUGCCCUGCAUCAAGAACCAAUUCACAUCUCCCUGUAACACAUUGAGCUCACAUGCAUUUGGUUCGGUCCCUUACAUCAAUGCUCAUGCUUUGGCUCCUGCAGCACCUCAUGCACCUACUACUGGCCUGAGUUUUGCACCCUUAGCUGGGCAGAUGAAUUCUACCCUUAGAGAGACUGCUUCAUUUGGACAAAUCUUUACCCCAUCCUUCGGUUAAUUGAGCACAUUUAAUGUCAUCAAUUGAAUAUGUAGAUUAUCUGAUUAAUGUACAGAUCUUGUUCACAAGCACAACAUUACUGCAUUAUCCGAGCAGUGUUGGCUUGUUUUGGCCUGACAAAUGUUAGUCCUGAAACUCAAAGAAGCUCUAUUUUUAGAUGUUACAUGUCUUGCAA
This is a messenger RNA of Quercus robur (English oak), 3852 nucleotides long. RefSeq names its product pentatricopeptide repeat-containing protein At3g54980, mitochondrial-like. The coding region runs from base 106 to 2646 and encodes 846 amino acids. Gene Ontology annotation, molecular function: protein binding. The record is from RefSeq and is a predicted model, not a curated record. The transcript is spliced from 3 exons. Lineage: Eukaryota; Viridiplantae; Streptophyta; Magnoliopsida; Fagales; Fagaceae.